Hibiscus syriacus is the source of this 1102-nucleotide messenger RNA. RefSeq lists its product as uncharacterized. The record is from RefSeq and is a predicted model, not a curated record. The transcript is spliced from 9 exons. Bases 53 to 964 code for a protein of 303 amino acids. Lineage: Eukaryota; Viridiplantae; Streptophyta; Magnoliopsida; Malvales; Malvaceae.
CCGUUAUAUUUUCCGGGAAAGUUGUUUAUACGGAUGAACAUACAGCUCUGCCAUGUUCACCCUCUCGAUUCAAAGAACUGAAUUCCUGAAUUUUUUUAGCCAUGGUUCCGUACCUCUCAACAAAUUUCAAAGGCUUUCCCUUUGUCCCACCAUGAAAAUGGAUUCUAAAUCGUUCGAAAAGGUGAAAAAGGAAGAGCUCUCGAUACAGCUACAAAAGUCGUCGGUUCCCCAGCUUGAAAAUCCUAGACCCUCUAAUCUCAGGUUCAACCGGCUGCAACCGUCGGAUCAUGAGCUUAAUCAAGACCACAUAUUAGAAUUCGGAAGAUUCGUUGCAAGGGAGGCCGUUCUUGAUGAAGAAUUCUGGACAGCAGCUUGGCUGAGAGCAGAAACUCACUGGGAGGACCGACUAGGCGAAAGAUACGCCGAUAACGUCAAAAGGCAAUUCGCUGAGGAGGAGUUCAAUGCUAUAAAAAGGCUAUACAGUGGGCAACAAGGGCAGACAUAUACAUGUGUUGUCACGGUUAGGAAGGAGGAGAGGAAUGUCAAGCACACGGUGUUGAAAAGUGUGGUUGGAACCCUUGAUUUCAGCAUUCGGCAUUUGUUGCACGGAGAGUCUUUUCCCGGGGAACGUGAAAAGCAUAUGUUCUGCAGCAUCAGCAGAACAGACCUGAAUAAAUAUGUUUAUGUUUCCAACUUAUGUGUAGCAAAAUCAGCUCGUAGACAAAGCAUUGCUAGCAAUAUGUUGUAUUAUGUUAUCGAAUCAGUGAGAUCGAAGGGUGUGGAACCAGUUACGUGCAUGUUCAUAGAAACAAUGAACCCGCUCUUGAACUGUAUCAAAAGAUUGGUUUUGAGAUGGUUGAAAUGGCAAAUCACUCUUAUUGAAGCAGCAGAUGUACUUGCUUUGUUACAAGACAUGAAAUUUCUGUUGAAACAUAAAUCCAGGAUUUUUUUUUAUUUUGAAUGAAAGAAAAGAAUCCCUUUACGACUAUGUAAUCUUGUCAGGAUUUGAAUGAUUUAGUGAUGGGGAAAUAUUAGGAUCUAGUCCCCAAAUAUGUAAUCCACUGCCAUUACUGCUUAGGGGAGUUUAUGUUUGGAAAUCAAA